AUGAAUUUUAGAGGAAGCAUUUUGGUUAAUGAUAAUAACUCAAUAAAAUCACAUUAAACAGAACAUAAUACGCAAGGCGUAAUUAGUCCUAGAAAUCAAACUUCGAACAAUUAGUUUUAUUAGCAUGGUUUCAGCUAAUUACAAAUAGCUAGAGAAGGCAGUUUGAUGGCAACCCUAUAAAAUUAAGAAAUGAGAAAUAAUAACAACAAUAAUAGCGGAAAUUCUUAUAAAUUUUAGGAUUUGGAGCCGAAUUAGGUUGAUAACUUCAAAUAAUAUAUCAGUAAACUUAUUACUAUGAAAGGAGAGAUGAAAAUAAACGGAGUAUAUAAAAAGAAUGUAUAAAUAACAGAGAAGAAUGAACUGAAAUGCAAUAUUUAAAUUAUAAAGCCAUAUAAUCCAAAAUUAGUCCCUCCAGACUGGAAUACAGCGCAAAGGCAUGCUGAUGCGACAAGAGUAGGAAUGGAUUAAAAACCUUUGCCAAACAAUAUUGAGACAUAUGAAAUCUGUCCUUGCUGCGAUAACUAAAUAGAAAAGCAAUCUCUUAAUUUAUUUGAUGAUCCUAUUAAACUCCUCUUCCUUGGCAGUGGAUAUCCUUUAUACUUUGACUUUAUAAAAUAAUGCAUCUAUAUUAUGAUAAUUAUUUUACUCAUUUCUGGUGGUUUUAACUUGUACACAAAUUAACUUGGAAAAGAAUGCAUUUUAAAUAAUUAGCAUACAAUUACAGGUGAAAAAUUGCCAUAUGAGCUAUAGAAAUGCCACUAUAAUAUUAUAUCUAAAUAUUCUUAUAUCAACAAAAACGUUGAUAUGAAUUAUAUAUAUUUUUAAGAUAUUUUAGAUUACUUUACAGUAAUAACACUAAUCAUAACUUUUAUAUUCUUUAGGAGAUAUCAAAUUUAUAAGGAUAUUGAAUGUGAUGUUUUAGAUUUAACUCCUUCAGAUUAUACAGUUAUGAUCAAAAAUAUUCCAAAAAAUAUUAGGCCGAAUGUCCUGUAGUAAUUUUUACAGGAUCUCUCACCUAAUUAAAAAUCCAAUCUAACCAUUUAGAAUUAAGAUUAGGAUGUAUCUGCGACUCAAGAUGAGAGUGAAAAAUUUGAAAAAAUUUAGGUCACAGAUAUAAAUUAUGUUUAUGUAAAGAAUCACAGUCAUGUAAAGUAAUUAGAUCAAGCGGUUAAAAGAUUUUAAAUGAAAUCAAAGAGGUACGACAUGGAUUUCGAAGAAAUAUUGAAUACAGUUUUUAGCUCUUCUUAGAAGGGUAAUUCAUUGCUGCAGAAUAAUAUUACAAGUUCUCAAAACUAAAAUAAUUCUAAUUUAAUCAAAGAAAAUACUGAUUUAGAUUUAUUGGAACUAGAAAGAAUUAUGCAUGAAAUAGAAAAAGUUCCUAACAACUUUAAUGGAUAUGCUUUUGUAUCAUUUAUGAGUGACAAAUAAAGAGACUAAGUGCUGAAUAUUGCAGAAGAAACCUUUGAAGAGAGAAGCAUUUUUUCUUAUUUAUGCAGUUCUUUUUAGAGUUCUUCUCUAGAGGAGUUUAAAGAAUUAGAUUUUGAAGGUUAGAAACUCUAAAUAUGCAAAGCCCCAGAACCUUUAGAGAUUAUAUGGGAUAACAUUAUGACAGACGAUUAGCACAAAUCUCGUAAAAGGCUUCACAGUUUUAUUUAUACAGUUACAACUCUUCUUCUUUACACAGUAAUAAUAUAUUUUUUGAACUAUAAUACUGGAGAACAAUAAACAGAUAAAAAAAAAACAUCCAAUAACGCUACUGCAAUUAUGUAGAAUUUUAAUUUAACAUCUAGUGAAAACUAUAUUCUACAUAAUUAAUAUGUUGAAGAUGAGAAAUAUUUAUAUUCAAAUUAAUCUCAAUUUAUUAGUAAAAAUAUUUCAAACGAAGGCUAUUCAUAAUACUCUUUUGUAGGCAAGUAACUUAAAUAGUAAAAGUUGAUUGCAUUCAAUAACUUUUAAAAUAAAUCUAAAACAAUAAUCCAACACAAACAUUUAUUAAAUGGUUAAGAGCAUUAAAAACAAAAUGAAAAUGAUGUUAAUAAAUACAAAACUCAAGAAAACUACAUGGAGGAGAAUACUGAAAUACUAAAUCCAAUAAUAUAGCUGAUAAAGGAUUAAUUUUCUAAUUUAACUGUCUCUAUUUUUAUGAUCUUGCUUAACUCAUUAGUUGUGAGAUAUGCCUUCGAAUUCAUAGUCAACAAUGAAUGUUAUAAUACCUUUUCUUUGUAUAAAAUAAAUAUGGCUUAAAAACUCUCAAUUGCCUUAUUUAUUAGCAAUGCUCUAGUUACUUCUUUUAUUGCAAUUUACUAUUCUCAUAAUAUAUAUGGUAAUGGUGGACUUAUUUAUAUCAUGAUUUUCUAUCUAGCACUAGAUACUCCAUUCAAUUGCUUUAUCGAAUUAAUAGAUUUAUGGGGUAAUGUCAAAAAAAUUGCUAAGUAUUGGCAAUAACGUAAAGGCAAAGAUUGCACUCUUAAUUAAGAAGAAGCAAAUAUUUUAUGUGAAAGACCAGUUCAUGAAAUAGAAAUUUGUUACGCAGAGAUAAUAAACACAAUUUAUAUUUCUGUAUUCUUUUCUCCAAUAAUUCCUGUUGGAUUGAUUCUUUCCCUUUUUGGAUUCAUUCUAUUGUAUUGGACAUAGAAAUACAUUGUUAUUUAUAAGCGAUCUGUCAAGCAAUAAGUUAGCAUAAAGCUUUCUCAGGAGAUGACCAAUUCACUCGAAAUUGUAGUUGGAAUUUAUCCAAUAUCUUGCACUGUUUUUUAUUUUAUUAGCAGUGGAACUAUAACUGUGCUUUAAAUAAUUAGCAUUUUCUGUGGAGUUCUUUACAUAUUAAUUCCAAGUGAUUUGCUUAUUAAGAGCUUAUUUAAAUUCCCUAAUCCUAACUAAGAACAACAAAUAUAUCCUAUAGCAUAUUCUAGGUUCAAGACAACUUAUUCAAGGUUGAAUCCAAUAACUUCUGAACUGGCUAAUGAGAAACAUUAUUAAAUGUUUUCACAUAGUAAAAGUAAUUAAAAUCAUAACAUAUACUAAAAUAAUAACAAUUUUAAUGGAAGUUUAGUGUCAGUUUGA
Molecule: messenger RNA, 3063 nt
Organism: Tetrahymena thermophila SB210
Lineage: Eukaryota; Ciliophora; Oligohymenophorea; Hymenostomatida; Tetrahymenidae
Product: transmembrane protein, putative
Exons: 1
Cellular component (GO): plasma membrane
Molecular function (GO): calcium-activated cation channel activity
Source: RefSeq, a predicted model, not a curated record